Messenger RNA from Solanum pennellii, 1231 nucleotides. RefSeq lists its product as uncharacterized. Lineage: Eukaryota; Viridiplantae; Streptophyta; Magnoliopsida; Solanales; Solanaceae. The transcript has 2 exons. The record is from RefSeq and is a predicted model, not a curated record. Bases 362 to 1231 code for a protein of 289 amino acids.
UAUCCCCAAGCUUAAAUCCCUCCUUUUCACCUAGUUUCAAACAAGAUGUUGUCAAAAAUGGAAAAUUCUCAGUCAAGACUCGCAAAGAGUAUGGUUCUUCAUCCAGGAAUCAUCGAAGAUUGCAGACGAUUUUGGAGUUCAUUUGCAAUUUUCAAGUUGACGAGUGUGAGGUAAGUGACGAGCAUGUUGUUGUGAUUGUGUGUUUUUAAUAUAUGUGUUUAUCCUGUGUUUUUUAUUAAUAUAUACUGGGUUUUAGUAUCAAUGUGGUUGUUGUUGUUAAUAUAUAGAUAAAGUUAGGGUUUUUUGGUUUUUAUUAUUCAUAACUGUCAGAAAAAUUUGGAGCCUUGUUUCAGGGAAUCUUAUGGACGCCAUUAUUAUAACUCGUUUUCAUCAUGGUGGUAAGUUUAUUCAGGACAAAACUGGAAUUACUUAUAAAGGGGAAGCCGAGGUGGAAUAUGUUAAUAUCGACAAGGACCACUUCUCAAUAAUCGAGUUACUUUUUUACACUAAACAAUUGGGGUAUAUUACUGUUGGUGGGUUCUGUGUUAAAGACCCCACAAAAAAUGGCUUUAUUGAGGUGGACACUGAUUUAACAUUAGUAAAUCUCAUCAAAGACCUAAAAGAUGGUGACUUUUUAGACAUUUAUGUAAAGCAUGUGGUGGAUGAUGUAGAAGUGGUCACAACAGGUUUGCUUUGUGGGUCUGUCGUUGAAGAAGACUUAGAAGAUAUAAAUGUGACUGCAAGUGAAGGGUUGAAUCAUGAGGCUGAAUCUGAAAAUGUUAAUGUGGAAGUUGAGCCAGGAGAUAUAUCAGAUCUAGAUGUGGAAUGGACUGAAUCAAAUGAAGAAAGUAGUGAUGACUCUCAAGAGGAUGCUAUUCCUGAUGUGGAUGACUCUGAGGUUGAUGAAGAAUUAAGAUCUCUUAGAAAUGAAAGGAGAAACAAAGUGAAAAAGAAAAAACCUACUCAAACUGAGGAAAUAAAGCUUGGAACAGCUGGUGUUGAUAGAGGCUUUGAAGACAUAGGAAGGAAUAAGGCUGCUAGAUACACUGGAAGACUAGGGGGUGAUGAGCAAUAUAUAGAUAGCUCAGAAUUGGACAGUGAAGACAGUAGGAAUGAAUUGGAUUCAGAAUUUGUGAAGGGUGUUGAUUUACCAAGAAGAAGAAAAAGUAAAAAGGUAAGAUUUGAUCCUGAUUGUGUUGUAGCAAUUUUUGAGCUUGGUAUGGUGUUUUAA